Molecule: messenger RNA, 1916 nt
Organism: Tuber melanosporum (Perigord truffle)
Lineage: Eukaryota; Fungi; Ascomycota; Pezizomycetes; Pezizales; Tuberaceae
Exons: 4
Coding region: 102-1628 (508 amino acids)
Biological process (GO): protein phosphorylation
Molecular function (GO): protein kinase activity; ATP binding
Source: RefSeq, a predicted model, not a curated record
AUGAUGAGAACGUACUGGCAAAGAUUGUGGCCGAAGAGAAGGAGAGCCGAGAGAGGUUACCAAAGUACCCUGGCUUGGAGAGGUGGGCUUUGAAGGAGAAGAUGGGCGAUGGUGCCUUCAGCAAUGUCUACAGGGCGGCGGAUACCAAGGGGGAAUACGGAGAGGUUGCUAUUAAGGUUGUACGGAAAUACGAAUUAAGCGCAUCACAGAACAACGGCCAUCUGCAUCCCGAUUUUAAAAAGGUUCCGAAGACAGUAGAGAGGUCAAACAUCUUAAAAGAAGUGCAGAUAAUGCGAGGGCUCAAUCACCCAAAUAUUGUCUCAUUGAUUUCAUUUUCGGAAUCACGAAGUUUCUAUUACCUUGUUUUGGAGCUAUGUCCCGGGGGCGAAUUAUUCCACCAGAUCGUUCGUUUAACAUAUUUCUCAGAGAAUCUUAGCAGACAUGUUAUCGUACAGGUAGCAGAGGCGCUCAGACAUUUGCAUGAGGAAAAAGGUGUCGUGCAUAGGGAUAUUAAGCCUGAAAAUCUACUAUUUGAACCCAUUCCCUUUAUUCCAACCAAGAACCCUAAACCCCGGGCCCCAGAAGAUGAGGACAAAGUGGACGAGGGCGAAUUCUUGCCCGGCAUCGGAGCUGGUGGGAUUGGUCGGAUCAAGGUUGCCGAUUUCGGUCUUUCGAAGGUUGUAUGGGAUAAUAAAACGAUGACGCCUUGUGGAACUGUUGGAUACACCGCUCCUGAGAUUAUCAAGGAUGAACGAUAUUCGAAGAGUGUCGAUAUGUGGGCUAUGGGCUGCGUUUUGUACACUCUGUUAUGCGGAUUUCCACCUUUCUACGACGAGAGUAUCUCGGUGCUCACCGAGAAGGUCGCAAAGGGCCAAUACACAUUCCUGUCACCAUGGUGGGACGAUGUUUCCAAGUCCGCUCAAGACCUCGUAUCCCACUUAUUGACCGUCGACCCGGAGAAGCGCUACACAAUUCACGAAUUCAUGGCCCAUCCGUGGAUCCGAGGGACAGACGAAGAGACAACUGCAGCCCUGGAUGCCCCGCCUCUCGCCACACCCGUGAUCAGAAACGCAAACAAGGCCUUCACCCCAAUGGUCGUCGAACCGGACUUUGGUCCAGACACGGGUGGCCCAGGCGCCGCUAAAAGAAUGGACUUCCGUUCCCCGGGCGUGGUCAGCUUGCGCGAGGUCUUCGAUGUGGGAUACGCAGUACACAGAAUGGAAGAAGAGGGCAAGCGCCGGAAGAACUGGAAGCAGGGCUACCGCGGGGGUCCUCAGCCCCUGAAUGAGGAGGACGAAUUCGACUCGGAAGACGACGAGGUGGGUGAGCCUGUCAAGAUCCCGAAGGAGAGCGAUGCGGACGACGUCGCGGGCAUGGAGCAAACCCUCCGACAGACGGAUCUGAACGCGGGGAGCACGUAUGCUGGCAGCGUAGCGGCUGCGAGGGGAGCGGGGGUCUCGGGGCUGGCAAAGCAGCAACAGGUUGGUGGUGGUGGUGGUGCGAAGCAGGUGACGGCACCAUUAUCCGGGCGAACGAGAAGGAAACAGGGAGGUCCAUUUGAGCUCUCACUUGAAAACUCGACGCUGUUGGGACGGAGGAAGAGGACCGAUCAACCAAUUGAAGCAUGAUUUAUUGACCGAUGUUUGAUUGAAACAGUGAGAAGGUGUAUUACUCGCAUACAAACCUGAGGCGGGUGGGAUUUCACGAUAUACAUAUGGACGAGAAAUGAGGCAGGGGCAUGUAGCAUUUUUUAUUUUUUUUCCCUUUUUCUUCUGGUCAUCACCAUCGUUUUUAUUUUUCUGCCUUUUUCUUGCUCAACUCAAGCAUGAACCCACUAUAUCUACAUUCGUACUUUGCAGAUCACCAAUUCCGUCCUCAAUAAAUACCAUCUCAGCCCGCUGUGCAAAAAAAAAAAA